ACGAUUUGGUCGACAAUCUUUCUUUCCCCCAACCUUCACCUUCUCUCUUUUUGCCCCAAACGGCCUGUAGCGAAGCUGGCUGCCAACAGCGCUCUCGCCUCCCUCUUCAGGCGCUAUUGCUCCAAGAAUGACCAGCAGCAAGUCGCUUAAUCGAGUCUGCAACGACGACGUCUUGGACAAACUGGAGGAACUCUCGAUCAUCAACAUCGACAGCGACGAGGAUGACUCGCCAUCCUAUGGCUCAGCGUCACUCCCGACGCCUGAGGCCCCGCAUGUCGACUUCACCGUGCGAGCGUCGCCGUACGAUUGCCAGACCCCCGUUCAGUACUGGUACAGCGGGGAAUACGCGAACAGUGCUGAACGUAUGGAGCCUGUUAAACCACCAGGGGCGCCUUUGUUGAAGGACAUGGACUCGUUUACGGAGGGGACGGGAUGUGGCAGCUUCGAAGAUCUCCCCUCUACACUUAACCAUGAAGACUCCGAUCUCGUUUACCCAACAACGGAGGAGACCCUCUCCCUCCUUCCACCGCCGGACUCUCUCUUGGCAUAUAUCGAGCAAUGGAGGAGCGAUAUACUCGAAGAACCGUCUCUACCCGUCAAGCGACCUCGGUCUCCGUCUCCAGAGGACGACCGCUCAGCCCGACGCACCCGCCCUCGUAUUCGAGCUGUGUCAUUACCAGCAACGUUCAAGGCCUAUACCCAAAGUAUUGGCUUCUGCACCACCCGCAGACUUGGUUCCCUCUUCCCCCGCAACACAAGCACACAGCAUGGCAUGUCGUCCUGGCAUGGCCGACCGCUGCAAAAGUCCCCAUGGCUCACGCCGAGUCACAUCCCACCACCCACUUAACACCCGACCUACCCCACUUCUCGACAUGGACUACUACCAAGCCGUAUAUGCUAUCUGGAUAAAUUAUUGGACUAUUAGCAUGGAAUCUUUUUCCAUCCCUUAACACCCCAUGUUUCACGAUGUUACGACCCCAUUUCCCAAACUAUACAACCAUGUCCACACCCCCAGAUAUCUAACCCCGUAUCUAUACUAGGCUUGCGAUCCUUAAUCCAUUGCUAUACCCCUUCGAUCUUCGUUCCACCCUUAUGCUUGACGGCUUUUUGUAUUCUUUCGGUUCUCUGUUGUGGACAGUCUUGCCGCCAUUGUUGCCGUUUCAAGCUAUGUGCUAUCCACACCUCCCUGCUGUACGCCAAGCUUGUAGCUGUC
Messenger RNA from Coprinopsis cinerea okayama7#130, 1213 nucleotides. RefSeq lists its product as hypothetical. The coding region runs from base 128 to 847 and encodes 239 amino acids. The transcript has 2 exons. NCBI's taxonomy places the organism in Eukaryota, Fungi, Basidiomycota, Agaricomycetes, Agaricales, Psathyrellaceae. The record is from RefSeq and is a predicted model, not a curated record.